GCCAUCCGCUGGGUGAAGGCGGGAGAACCAACGGUUCACCAUCCCUUCCCCUCUCCCUCCUCUUCCACAUAAUCCUCCGGAGCAAUGCAACUGUUGGUAAGCAACCCGGUCAGCGGCCGCGGCGGCUGCGCGUUUCUGCCAGUGGCAGCCGCACUGCGGCCACCGUCGGCCACGCUCUCCUGGAGAAGGGCGGGCUGGAGGCGGAGGAAGCUCACUUUAGCGCGCGCAAGCACCGAUGGUUCGGGAUCCGGUGCUGCGGCGGCUCAGGCGUCUACCGUGGGAGACAGCUUGGAACGGGAGGAAGGCGGCGGCGGGGAGGGGGUUGCUUCGGCUGACUCAUCGGCAGGGAAGCAGCCGCCUCCUGUCGAUCCCAAGAUCGAAAAGGAGCUCAAGAAGGCAGUUCAGAAGACUGCGGCAACCUUUGCACCGAGGGCGUCUACAAAAACAAAGAACCCUGCUGUUCCUGGAACUACUCUGUACAGUGUCUUUGAAGUCCAGGGAUAUGUCUCCAUGCUGUUGGGCGGAGCCCUUUCCUUCAAUCUUGUAUUCCCAUCAAAUGAGCCUGACAUCUGGAGGUUAAUGGGAAUGUGGUCCAUUUGGAUGUUCACUAUACCUUCACUUCGGGCCCGUGACUGCUCAAACAAGGAGAAAGAGGCUCUCAACUACUUAUUUCUCCUGAUCCCCCUGAUCAAUGUUGCAAUUCCAUUCUUUGUGAAAUCCUUCGCAGUUGUCUGGUCAGCAGAUACAGUUGCUUUCUUUGUGAUGUAUGCCUGGAAGCUUGGAUGGCUGCAAAGGUCGGAGUAAAGAUUUAUGGCAUGCUUUUCUUCUGAUGUAUGCGUGGAAGCUUGGAUGGCUGGCUGCAGAGGGCGGAUUGAAGAGCUUUUGCUAAGGGAGAAGCAUUGGUCCUCAGAAUUUUCUAGUCUUUUGGAGGGAACUGUUUGGUUAGUUUGUUCCAAGGUAGUCUUUUUUAGGGAAACAACGGCAACCCUGGGGUUGCCUGAGAUUUUGUUGAUUAACUUCAAACAAGUUUACAGAUAUGUUCCAAGGUAGUGCAUAUAGCCUUUUAUAUCUUGUGUAUAUGCAGGGGCCAAGGGGGUAUGAAAAGACAAAGGCUUUGACAUUUAAGUGAUGAAUAGAUGUACCUGAAGUCUGAAAAUUUUUGUUGACUAAGCUAGGCAGUCUAGAUGGGUUUCGAUAUCCCAACAGAUGUUCUCCUGGAUAAAAGCUGUGCUUGUUCUGAAGAAAAAAGAAAGUACCAAAUCAAGUCAGAUGAAGCAACAAGCGCGGCUUCAAAACGUUUGUAUAGUUGUCAGAUGUGAGAUUUUUUUUAUCCAUAUUAUCAUGAAAGAAUAUCAUGUUGCCCAUA
Molecule: messenger RNA, 1366 nt
Organism: Setaria italica (foxtail millet)
Lineage: Eukaryota; Viridiplantae; Streptophyta; Magnoliopsida; Poales; Poaceae
Exons: 5
Coding region: 85-804 (239 amino acids)
Biological process (GO): defense response
Cellular component (GO): chloroplast
Source: RefSeq, a predicted model, not a curated record